CUGCUCUCUGCCCCGCCUCCUCAGGCCUCCUCUUCGUUGCAGCUACAAUAUUGCAUUGAUCAGCUGUGCUGCAAUUACAGCUGCGUACAGUCGUCCAGCCGACAGGGUAAAUACGGGGCUGCAUCCGCUAAAAUGUCUCAGCAGGCAGAGUUUGAGAAGGUAGCGGAGGAUGUGAAGAAGGUGAAGACGAGGCCUUCAGACCAGGAGCUGCUGGACCUGUACGGCCUUUAUAAGCAGGCAGUCGUUGGAGAUGUUAACAUUAAUAGGCCAGGAAUGGCAGACUUGAAAGGGAAAGCCAAGUGGGAUGCCUGGAACUCCAGAAAAGGAAUGUCAAAGGAGGAUGCCAUGUCAGCCUACAUUACUCUGGCUAAGGAAAUCAUCGGCAAAUACGGGAUGUAAGGGUUUUAAAGACCUGACAAAAUACUGUUAAAUUAAAUUACAACUGUCAGCUAAAUUAAUACGAAAGCAAUGUGUUUGUCUGCAAGAACAAGUAGCCUUAUGGCUUUCAGAGACCAUAAUUUAUGCAGGAAAUAUGCAGGUUACAGUGUAAUUUCAAUUAUACUGUGUCAUUUAAAAAAAUAGGUUUCCUUUGUUUACAUGAGCAUGCAUUUUCAAAAAUUCUUUGAUACAAAACACUGGAUUAAUGCUUUAUUGUGUUGACAUACAGUCGUUAAAAUCUAAAUGCAUACAGUAUACUAUGUACAUGUGCAUUUUAUUUAUGUAGCCUCUAUGGACUUCCAUUCAAAACAUAUGUAGUAAUUACUAAUUGGUCAAAUGUGAAAAUACUUACUUUGCACAUUUUGAAAUUAAAUUCUAAGCACUGUA
Messenger RNA from Sphaeramia orbicularis (orbiculate cardinalfish), 825 nucleotides. It is a transcript of the gene acbd7, whose product is annotated as acyl-CoA binding domain containing 7. Gene Ontology annotation, biological process: fatty acid metabolic process. The coding region runs from base 133 to 399 and encodes 88 amino acids. The record is from RefSeq and is a predicted model, not a curated record. Lineage: Eukaryota; Metazoa; Chordata; Actinopteri; Kurtiformes; Apogonidae. Gene Ontology annotation, molecular function: fatty-acyl-CoA binding. The transcript has 4 exons.